GGCCAGAUCAGACUUGUAAUCCACGUUAGGUGGGUAGGAUUUUAAAACUAGUUAUAGGUCUUCCGAGCUAACAUGGUGCUUCUCACUAUGAUCGCGCGGGUGGCGGAUGGACUUCCUUUGGCGGCUUCCAUGCAGGAGGAUGAACAAUCAGGUCGAGACCUACAGCAGUACCAGAGCCAAGCUAAGCAGUUGUUCCGGAAGCUCAAUGAACAGUCUCCUACUAGGUGCACCUUAGAAGCGGGACCCAUGACUUUUCAUUAUAUUAUUGAGAGAGGAGUGUGUUAUCUGGUAUUGUGUGAAGCUGCCUUCCCCAAAAAGCUGGCCUUUGCAUACCUGGAAGAUUUACACUCAGAAUUUGAUGAACAACAUGGAAAGAAGGUGCCAACGGUGUCCAGGCCAUAUUCUUUCAUUGAGUUUGAUACUUUCAUCCAGAAAACGAAGAAACUGUAUAUUGACAGUCGUGCAAGACGAAACCUUGGCUCCGUCAACACAGAGUUACAGGAUGUACAGAGAAUCAUGGUAGCCAACAUCGAGGAAGUCUUACAACGGGGCGAGGCACUUUCAGCUUUAGAUUCCAAGGCAAACAACCUGUCCAGUUUGUCCAAGAAAUAUCGCCAGGAUGCGAAGUAUCUGAACAUGCGUUCCACCUAUGCCAAGCUUGCUGCUAUUGCUGUGUUUUUUAUCAUGUUGAUUGUCUACGUACGGUUCUGGUGGCUGUGAGUGAUUUCCAGGUGCCAAAGAAGGAUGACUAGUAAUACAGCAGGUGUAUAGUUGUAAGAUGCCAAGAUCACAGGGAUGUACAUUAGAAUCCCCAUAGGAUGUUCUUAUAAUGAGAAUUGCUGCUAUCCUCAAAUGAAUUGUAAUUCCCAAAUGUUCGAGCUUGCUGGCAACCACAGAUUUUCUUUUCUAGCAGUUGCACACUCAGAAGAUGUGAUAUUUGUUUUUCCCACUAGCAGCAAUGAUAGGGGUGUUCUGAGUUGGCAUGGUUGAUCAGCUCAUUUCACUGCUACUCAGCACAGCUGGCAGUAAGUAUAUCCUUCUCCUUGUAAAUGAGUCCAGCCCUGGUAGUAAAGGGACUCUAAUGAACAUUCCUGAUACUAGUGACGCCUUCUUAUUAAGAAUUUGGGUCUUGCUAUUUGAACAGAAAACCCUGUUUAAAGUUUGACACGUAUAUAUUUUUUAGUUUGUGCAGUGCUGAUUUUAUAUUGUCAGAUAUCUUGACGCAUUUCACCAUUAAUCUAGUAAGUAAAUUCUGCUUUAAUAAACCUCAUCCAAUGCUAA
Molecule: messenger RNA, 1281 nt
Organism: Elgaria multicarinata webbii
Lineage: Eukaryota; Metazoa; Chordata; Lepidosauria; Squamata; Anguidae
Gene: SEC22B
Product: SEC22 homolog B, vesicle trafficking protein
Exons: 5
Coding region: 73-720 (215 amino acids)
Biological process (GO): endoplasmic reticulum to Golgi vesicle-mediated transport; retrograde vesicle-mediated transport, Golgi to endoplasmic reticulum; vesicle fusion with Golgi apparatus
Cellular component (GO): SNARE complex; Golgi membrane; endoplasmic reticulum-Golgi intermediate compartment
Molecular function (GO): SNAP receptor activity
Source: RefSeq, a predicted model, not a curated record